Messenger RNA from Nicotiana tabacum (common tobacco), 1583 nucleotides. The record is from RefSeq and is a predicted model, not a curated record. Lineage: Eukaryota; Viridiplantae; Streptophyta; Magnoliopsida; Solanales; Solanaceae.
GAAACGUAUAUAUGCGUGUUUUCACUAUGCUUUUCCUCUGUCAAAAGCAAUCUCUCACAUUCCCGAUACACUAAACUUCUAUUCACAUUCAUCUGAUUUUAACAUUUCCCGUAUAAAUUCGGAAUCGCAGUUAUAUCAACCAUUGUACUAAGUUCAAUUUUCCAAUUCUUUGUUUCCCAGAUUUUUUGCUCCAGCUGCAGAUUCUUGAGUAGAGAUUCUACUGGCAUUUUCAUUAUUGUUUGAGGGCUCCUGAAUUAUUUUGAUUGAAUGGAUGUGGAGGGAGCCGGUACUUGGUCAGGAAAUGGUGCAGAAUCUGUAGAAUCUCAUUCCCGUCCAGUUCGACGACAUCUGAAUAAUGCUGUAUAUCAGUUUACUCAACAAAAUCUUCCGGCAUGUAAACCUGUCCUGACACCAGCAUGGGUUAUUUCAAUGUUUUUCUUGAUAGGCGUCAUUUUUAUUCCAAUUGGACUUCUCUGUCUUCAUGCUUCUGAAAGUGUUGUUGAGAUUGUUGACAGAUAUGAUACAGAUUGUGUGCCAGAUCAUCUCAAGGGCCAAAAAGUUACUUACAUCAAAGAUAGCUCAGUUUCAAAGAAUUGUACCCGAUACUUAAAGGUGCCCCAAAAUAUGAAAGCUCCAAUUUACAUCUAUUAUCAACUUGAUAACUAUUACCAGAACCACAGAAGGUACGUUAAAAGCAGAAGUGAUAAACAGCUUUUACAUGGACUAAAGUACAAUGAUACAAGUUCUUGUAACCCCGAAGGCGAAAAUAAUGGUCUCCCAAUUGUUCCUUGUGGUUUGAUUGCAUGGAGCUUGUUUAAUGACACAUACUCCUUUUCCCGCGGAAUAGAUGCUCUAAAAGUCAACAGGAAAAAUAUUGCUUGGAGGAGUGACCGUGAACACAAAUUUGGGAAGCAUGUUUAUCCAUACAAUUUUCAGAGUGGGUCUUUAAUUGGUGGUGCAACAUUGGACCCUAAAGUUCCUCUAAGUGAUCAGGAGGAUCUCAUUGUAUGGAUGCGUACUGCUGCUCUCCCUAAUUUCCGUAAAUUAUAUGGAAGAAUUGAAGAGGACUUAAAUGAAGAUGAUUUAAUUAUGGUGAAGCUUGUAAACAACUACAACACUUACAGUUUUGGUGGAAGGAAGAAACUUGUUCUUUCAACAACCAGCUGGCUUGGUGGCCGGAAUAACUUCCUUGGAAUGUCCUACAUUGCUGUCGGCUCUUCAUUUAUCUUCCUCGCUUUUGUCUUCUUAUUACUUCAUGUGAAAAAUCCAAGAUGGAUUUCUAUGAAAGAUGCCUCCUGGUAUAUAAAUGAAGUUAUAUCAGAUAUUUUCAGAAGAAAAAGAUCCAAAGUAUACAUUGCAGAAUUUGCGAACAAUUCAUACAAUCAGCCUGUGGCUUGAUAUGUAGCAAGUGUACCUUUUGCUGAUAAUUUAUUUGUAAGCAUAUAUUGUUUUGUACAGCUUAUAUGAAAGACUAUGAAGAGGCUAUUAUUGGUGUUCAAGUGGUCAAUUUGCAUUCGCUAUCCGAUACUGUUUCCUUUGAGAAUACAAUUUGUGUAUAAUUAGACACCAUUAAAUUACUCUUA